Phoenix dactylifera (date palm) is the source of this 2169-nucleotide messenger RNA. RefSeq names its product L-ascorbate oxidase homolog. The record is from RefSeq and is a predicted model, not a curated record. Gene Ontology annotation, molecular function: oxidoreductase activity; copper ion binding. NCBI's taxonomy places the organism in Eukaryota, Viridiplantae, Streptophyta, Magnoliopsida, Arecales, Arecaceae.
CUCAAUGUAACGCUGUCCCUCUCAUGCUCUUUCCGCACUCCUUCCUCUCUGGACCGCACUGCGAUUGUAUAAGAGCACAAGCAAAGCCUUCAUCAUUUGUUUCCAUCACCAACACCACCAUAGUUGCAAGCCCAUUUAAAUUCCUUCCUUUCCCUACCCCGUAUCUCUCCUCACCAUACACCCCAUGGAGAGGUGAGAGAGAAUAAAAGAUAAAGGAAAGAAGAGGCCAGAGAGAUCGGAGUUUAGGACAAGCUUGAAGCAAUCCUUGAACUGCACAUAUUUUUCUCUCUUGCACCUCUCGAUCUCCGUCCCCCUAGUCCAUCCUUUUCACCAAGAUGACUUUAGACACCGCAGCCUUUGCUCUCUUAUGUUGUCUUUCAAUCUCCAUCUUCGUUGGUGCCGAGAGUCCGUAUAGAUUUUUCACUUGGAAUGUUACUUUUGGAGACAUAUACCCCCUUGGUGUAAGGCAGCAGGGGAUACUGAUCAAUGGGCAAUUCCCGGGACCAGAUAUCUACUCGGUCUCCAACGACAAUCUCAUCAUCAACGUGCACAAUAGCUUGACCGAGCCCUUCCUCAUCUCAUGGAAUGGAGUGCAGCAAAGGAGAAACUCAUGGGAGGAUGGGGUCUCAGGAACCAACUGCCCAAUUCCACCAGGGAAGAACUUCACCUACAUUUUGCAGGCGAAGGACCAAAUUGGCAGCUUCUUCUACUUCCCCUCACUCUACUUCCACAAGGCGGCCGGCGGCUUCGGCGGUUUUCGAAUCCUCAGCCGGCCUCUCAUCCCUGUCCCCUUUCCGGAGCCCGCCGGUGACUACACCGUCCUCAUCGGCGAUUGGUACAAGGCCAAUCAUAAAGUUUUGAGAGCCAGGCUAGACCGUGGCAAGAAGCUUGCUUUCCCGGAUGGCAUUCUCAUUAACGGCCGUGGCCCCAACGGCGCUUCUUUUACAGUUGAUCAAGGCAAGAUUUACAGGCUUCGGAUCUCAAAUGUUGGGCUCCAACAUUCACUCAACAUUCGAAUCCAAGGUCAUAAAAUGAAGCUGGUGGAGGUGGAGGGCACUCACACUCUCCAGAACACAUACUCCUCCAUCGACAUCCAUGUUGGCCAGUCGGUAUCGGUUCUCAUCACCGCCGACCAGCCGCCUAAGGAUUACUAUGUCGCCGUCUCCACUCGUUUCACCACCACCACCCUAACAACCACUGCUGUUCUUCAUUACAGCAACUCCAGGGAGAAAGUUUCUGGCCCAAUUCCAGGUGGGCCCACCACCCAGAUCGACUGGUCUCUUAAUCAGGGCCGUUCAUUCCGGACCAACCUCACUGCAAGUGGACCAAGGCCAAACCCCCAAGGUUCAUACCACUAUGGCAUGAUCAAUGUCACUCGCACCAUAAGGCUCGCCAACUCGGCCGCCCAAGUGAACGGCAAGCAACGUUACGCAGUCAACAGCGUGUCCUACGUCGAGCCGGACACCCCCUUAAAACUUGCGGACCACUUCAAGAUUGGAGGAGUUUUCCGGCUUGGAAGCAUCUCCGACAACCCCACAGGUACAAAGGUGUACCUCGACACCUCGGUCAUGGCUGCCGACUUCCGAACAUUCGUAGAGAUUGUGUUCGAAAACAAGGAGAGCAUUGUCCAGAGCUGGCACCUUGAUGGCUAUAACUUCUGGGUCGUGGGGAUGGAUGGUGGGAAAUGGAGUCCAGCUAGUCGAAAAGGUUACAAUCUUAGAGAUGCAGUAUCUCGCUGCACUGCCCAAGUAUAUCCUAGGUCAUGGACUGCAGUGUAUGUUAUGCUUGACAAUGUGGGGAUGUGGAACGUGAGGACUGAGUUCUGGUCACGUCGAUAUCUUGGGCAGCAAUUUUAUCUACGUGUAUACUCUCCACUCGAAUCAAUAAGGGAUGAGUAUCCUAUCCCCAAGAAUGCCCUUCUCUGUGGCAAGGCAACUGGCCGAUACACUCGCCCUCUCUAAACUUGGCCAUAGAAGAUGAGAUAAUACUCGACUGAAAAGAAAAUAUAUGGACCCCAUACAUAAUUAAUCAUAUGUUUUUUAGCAUCAAAUCAAAGUAUAGAUGAGGUGGCUGCCUUCUCUUCCUAAAGGAAAUCAUGGAUACCUAUUUCAUUACCUUAAUGAAAUUCUAUUUACUUUUCUCAAAAAGAAAAAAAAUCUAUUGAAUUUA